Sapajus apella (tufted capuchin) is the source of this 2539-nucleotide messenger RNA. It is a transcript of the gene MCCC1, whose product is annotated as methylcrotonoyl-CoA carboxylase 1. Gene Ontology annotation, cellular component: mitochondrion. Bases 138 to 2321 code for a protein of 727 amino acids. Gene Ontology annotation, molecular function: ATP binding; metal ion binding; methylcrotonoyl-CoA carboxylase activity. The record is from RefSeq and is a predicted model, not a curated record. Lineage: Eukaryota; Metazoa; Chordata; Mammalia; Primates; Cebidae. The transcript has 19 exons.
AUCGGCCCCAAGCGAGGCCGAGGCUCCGACGGUGGCCGGCAGGGCUCUCGAGGCUUCGGGGCGGAGGGUCCGGUUCGGCGCGUGGGACGCGGCCGCAGCUGUGCCGGGGAGUAGCGGAGCGGCGGGGACCCAAGGACAUGGCGGCGGUCUCCGCGGUGUCGGCACUGCUGGCGGCGGCGGCGGCGGAGAGGAACCGGUGGCAGCGGCUCCCGAGCCUGCUCCUGCCGCCGAGGACAUGGAUGUGGAGGCAAAGAACCAUGAAGUACGCAACAACCACAGGAAGAAACAUUACCAAGGUCCUCAUUGCAAACAGAGGAGAAAUUGCCUGCAGGGUGAUGCGCACAGCCAGAAAACUGGGUGUACAGUCCGUGGCGGUUUAUAGUGAGGCUGACAGGAAUUCCAUGCAUGUAGAUAUGGCAGAUGAAGCAUAUUCCAUCGGCCCUGCACCCGCCCAGCAGAGCUACCUUUCUAUGGAGAAAAUCAUUCAAGUGGCAAAGACCGCUGCUGCACAGGCUAUCCAUCCAGGAUAUGGCUUUCUUUCAGAAAACAUGGAAUUUGCUGAACUUUGUAAGGAAGAAGGAAUUAUUUUUAUAGGUCCUCCUUCAUCUGCAAUUAGAGACAUGGGUAUAAAGAGUACAUCCAAAUCCAUAAUGGCUGCUGCUGGAGUACCUGUUGUGGAGGGUUAUCAUGGUGAGGACCAGUCAGACCAGUGCCUGAAGGAGCAUGCUGGGAGAAUUGGCUAUCCUGUCAUGAUUAAAGCCGUCCAGGGUGGAGGAGGAAAAGGAAUGAGGAUCGUUAGAUCGGAACAAGAAUUUCAAGAACAGUUAGAAUCAGCACGAAGAGAAGCCAAGAAGUCUUUCGGUGACAGUGAUGUGCUGAUCGAGAAGUUUGUAGACACACCGAGGCAUGUAGAAGUCCAGGUGUUUGGGGAUCACCAUGGCAAUGCUGUGUACUUGUUUGAAAGAGACUGUAGUGUGCAGAGGCGACAUCAGAAGAUCAUUGAGGAGGCCCCAGCGCCUGGUAUUAAACCUGAAGUAAGAAAAAAGCUUGGAGAAGCUGCAGUCAGAGCUGCUAAAGCUGUAAAUUAUGUUGGAGCAGGGACUGUGGAGUUUAUUAUGGACUCAAAACAUAAUUUCUAUUUCAUGGAGAUGAAUACAAGGCUGCAAGUGGAACACCCUGUUUCGGAGAUGAUCACAGGAACUGACUUGGUGGAGUGGCAGCUUAGAAUUGCAGCAGGAGAGAAGAUUCCUUUGAGCCAGGAAGAAAUACCUCUGCAGGGCCAUGCCUUCGAAGCUAGAAUAUAUGCAGAAGAUCCUAACCAUAACUUCAUGCCUGAGACUGGACCACUAGUGCACCUCUCUACCCCGCCAGCAGACCCUUGCACUAGAAUUGAAACUGGAGUACGGCAAGGAGAUGAAGUUUCUGUGCAUUAUGACCCCAUGAUUGCGAAGCUGGUCGUGUGGGGGGCAGAUCGCCAGGCGGCGUUGACAAAACUGAGGUACAGCCUUCGUCAGUACCAUAUUGUUGGACUGCACACCAACAUCAACUUCUUACUUAACCUGUCUGGCCACCCGGAGUUUGAAGCUGGGAACGUGCACACUGACUUCAUCCCUCAGCACCACAAAGAGCUGCUGCCCAGUCGGAAGGCUGCAGCCAAAGAGUCUUUAUGCCAGGCAGCCCUGGGCCUCAUCCUCAAGGAGAAGGCCAUGACUGACGCCUUCACUCUCCAGACGCAGGAUCAGUUCUCUCCAUUUUCAUCUAGCAGUGGAAGAAGACUGAAUCUCUCUCACACCAGAAACAUGACUCUUAAAGAUGGUAAAAACAAUGUAGCCAUAGCUGUAACAUAUAACCAUGAUGGGUCUUACAGCAUGCAGAUUGAAGAUAAAACUUUCCAAGUCCUUGGUGAUAUUUACAGCGAGGGAGACUGCACUUACCUGAAAUGUUCUGUUAAUGGAGUUACUAGUACAGUUAAGCUGCUUAUCCUGGAAAACACUCUUUACCUGUUUUCCAAGGAAGGAAGUAUUGAGAUUGACAUUCCAGUCCCCAAAUACUUACCUUCUGUGGGCUCAGAAGGAACUCAGGGAGACCCCUUAGCUCCUAUGACUGGAACCAUUGAAAAGGUAUUUGUUAAAGCCGGAGACAGAGUGAAAGCUGGAGAUUCCCUAAUGGUUAUGAUCGCCAUGAAGAUGGAGCAUACCAUAAAGGCUCCAAAGGAUGGUACAGUAAAGAAAGUGCUCUACAGAGAAGGUGCACAGGCCAGCAGACACACUCCGUUAGUCGAGUUUGAGGAGGAAGAACCGGACAAAAGGAACUCGGAAUAAACUGCAGGAAGGAAAUGGUCAGUGAAGUAGUGUCUUCUCGCUCCACCAAAAAGAGAAACUGCCUCUUGCUUUUCUCGGGGUCUCUUAAGGCACAGUUUUACUAAAUGAUCAUAUGCUUGUGCCUUUCACAUUUGAAAAUCAUGCAUCUGGGUCACAAAUAUAAAUUAUCUCCAAAAUUUCCUACUAAUAAAGUUGAAUCAUUCUUUUUUAUUGGAAGC